UUGGAGUAGAUGACAAUCAGGAUUAUAAUAGGCCUGUUAUCAACGAAAAACAUAAAGAUCUAAUAAAAGAUUGGGCUCUCAGUUCUGCUGCAGCAGUAAUGGAAGAAAGAAAACCACUGACUACAUCUGGAUUUCACCACUCAGAGGAAGGCACAUCUUCAUCUGGAAGCAAACGUUGGGUUUCACAGUGGGCUAGUUUGGCUGCCAAUCAUACAAGGCAUGAUCAAGAAGAAAGGAUAAUGGAAUUUUCUGCACCUCUUCCUUUAGAGAAUGAGACAGAGAUCAGUGAGUCUGGCAUGACAGUGAGAAGUACUGGCUCUGCAACUUCCUUGGCUAGCCAGGGAGAGAGAAGGAGACGAACUCUUCCCCAGCUUCCAAAUGAAGAAAAGUCUCUUGAGAACCACAGAGCAAAGGUUGUAACACAGAGGUCAGAGAUAGGAGAAAAACAAGACACAGAACUUCAGGAGAAAGAAACACCUACACAGGUAUACCAGAAAGAUAAACAAGAUGCUGACAGACCCUUGAGUAAAAUGAACAGGGCAGUAAAUGGAGAGACUCUCAAAACUGGUGGAGAUAAUAAAACCCUACUUCACUUAGGCAGCUCUGCUCCUGGAAAGGAGAAAAGUGAAAUUGAUAAGGAAACUUCUUUGGUAAAGCAAACAUUAGCAAAACUUCAACAACAAGAACAAAGGGAGGAGGCUCAGUGGACACCUACUAAAUUGUCUUCCAAAAAUGUUUCAGGUCAGACAGAUAAAUGUAGGGAGGAAACUUUUAAACAAGAAUCACAACCUCCAGAAAAAAAUUCAGGACAUUCUACAAGCAAAGGAGACAGAGUGGCACAAAGUGAGAGCAAGAGAAGAAAAGCUGAGGAAAUUCUGAAAAGUCAGACUCCAAAGGGAGGAGACAAGAAGGAAUCCUCCAAGUCAUUAGUGCGACAAGGGAGCUUCACUAUAGAAAAACCCAGCCCAAACAUACCCAUAGAACUUAUUCCCCGUAUAAAUAAACAGACUUCCUCUACUCCUUCUUCUUUAGCAUUAACAUCUGCAAGUAGAAUACGAGAAAGAAGUGAGUCUUUGGAUCCUGAUUCUAGUACGGACACAACCCUUAUUCUAAAAGACACAGAAGCAGUAAUGGCUUUUCUAGAAGCUAAACUACGUGAAGAUAAUAAAACUGAUGAAGGACCAGAUACUCCCAGUUAUAAGAGAGACAAUUCUAUUUCACCAGAAUCUGAUGUAGAUACAGCUAGUACAAUCAGUCUGGUUACUGGAGAAACUGAAAGAAAGUCAACCCAAAAGCGAAAGAGUUUCACUAGCCUCUAUAAAGAUAGGUGUUCCACAGGUUCUCCUUCCAAAGAUGUUACAAAAUCAUCAUCUUCAGGUGCUAGGGAAAAAAUGGAAAAGAAAACAAAAAGUCGUUCCACAGAUGUGGGUUCAAGAGCAGAUGGUCGUAAAUUUGUUCAGUCCAGUGGGGGAAUAAGACAGCCUUCAGUAGACUUAACACAUGAUGACCAAACCUCUAGUGUACCUCAUUCUGCCAUCUCUGAUAUUAUGUCAUCUGAUCAAGAAACUUACUCUCGUAAACCUCAUGGACGGACUCCACUUACCUCAGCUGAUGAGCAUGUACAUUCCAAACUGGAAGGAAGUAAAGUAACGAAAUCUAAGACUUCUCCGGUGGUAUCUGGUUCAUCUAGUAAAUCAACCACCCUUCCAAGGCCACGACCUACCAGGACUUCCCUCUUGCGCAGAGCACGACGUGGUGAAGCUUCAGGUGAACUUGCCGAUGCUGACAAAGCAUCUGUUGCUUCUGAAGUAUCCACAAGUUCUACAUCAAAAUCUCCCACAGGAAGGCGUAACAUCUCUCGGAUUGAUUUAUUGGCUCAGCCUCGUAGAACACGACUUGGCUCACUGUCAGCUCGUAGUGACUCUGAAGCCACAAUUUCUAGAAGUAGUGCCUCUUCGAGGACCGCAGAAGCCAUCAUUAGAAGUGGAGCCAGACUAGUACCAUCAGAUAAAUUUUCUCCUAGAAUUAGAGCUAACAGUAUCUCUCGACUCUCAGACUCCAAGGUCAAAAGUAUGACCUCAGCUCAUGGCUCUGCUUCAGCCCUGAAAACCACUCGCUUGCAGAGCGCUGGAUCAGCAAUGCCUACUAGUUCUUCAUUCAAACACCGGAUUAAAGAGCAGGAAGACUACAUCUGAGAUUGGACUGCUCAUCGAGAAGAGAUAGCCAGGAUCAGCCAAGAUCUUGCUCUCAUUGCUCGGGAGAUCAACGAUGUAGCAGGAGAGAUAGAUUCAGUGACUUCAUCAGGCACUGCCCCUAGUACCACAGUAAGCACUGCUGCCACUACCCCUGGCUCUGCCAUAGACACUAGAGAAGAGGUAGGAGAUCUUCAUGGAGAAAUGCAUAAGUUGGUUGAUCAUGUUUUUGAUGAAAGCCUCAACUUCCGAAAGAUUCCCCCAUUAGUUCAUUCCAAAACACCAGAAGGAAACAACGGUCGAUCUGGUGAUCCAAGACCUCAAGCAGCAGAGCCUCCCGAUCACUUAACAAUUACAAGGCGGAGAACCUGGAGCAGGGAUGAAGUCAUGGGAGAUAAUCUGCUGCUGUCAUCCGUCUUUCAGUUCUCUAAGAAGAUAAGACAAUCUAUAGAUAAGACAGCUGGAAAGAUCAGAAUAUUAUUUAAAGACAAAGAUCGGAAUUGGGAUGACAUAGAAAGCAAAUUAAGAGCCGAAAGUGAAGUCCCUAUUGUGAAAACCUCGAGCAUGGAGAUUUCUUCUAUCUUACAGGAACUGAAAAGAGUAGAAAAGCAGCUACAAGCAAUCAAUGCUAUGAUUGAUCCUGAUGGAACUUUGGAGGCUCUGAACAACAUGGGAUUUCCCAGUGCUAUGUUGCCAUCUCCACCAAAACAGAAGUCCAGCCCUGUGAAUAACCACCACAGCCCGGGUCAGACACCAACACUUGGCCAACCAGAAGCUAGGGCUCUUCAUCCUGCUGCUGUUUCAGCCACAGCUGAAUUUGAGAAUGCUGAAUCUGAGGCUGAUUUCAGUAUACAUUUCAAUAGAGUCAACCCUGAUGAGGAAGAGGAAGAUGUUACAGUACAUGAAUGACUUUCUCUUGAUUGUUGAAAAAUCAUUACCUGUGGAAUGACUAGGAAUAUUGGAAGCAGCAUAGUGCUGACGUAUGCAAAACAAGACAGCUUGGUCAGCUACAAUCUUGGAAUCCGUGUCUUCUUAAUUUUAUUUAUUUAUUUUUGACGUAUAAUGUAGUAUAUCAAUCCUUUCAAACGAUUUAGAUAACCACUUGAUGCACAAAUAGGAAAAAGCAGAUUGUGGCAGUGUCGCCUUUUGUGGUUUUAUGAUUUUCAAAUUGAAUUUAAUGAUUACACCCUUUCCCUUCAUAGAUCUUUUUUCUUUUUUUUAAGCCAUGCUGUGACCUACAAGCAAACUAAAUAGCCAACAUUUCUGAACCCCUAUGUCUCCUGUGCCAAGCUGCUCCCUGAAAUGGACUUCUUCAUUUGUACAGAUUUGUUAAACCAUUCUAUUUGCUUCUUAAUAAUAGGAUUUAUGUUAGUACUCAUUACCAUUGGACACAAUGACAUAAGUACUCUCCACAGUAAAGCAGACGUUUCACAACAGUCACUCUGUGUCCUAAAAUUUUCCAACAUAGAUGUGAUUUAUAUAACUUUGUUGAUACGUAAAUUGUCUUGGGGUUUACGGAAAUGAACUAUUAUGUUUGCACUAAGAUUUGCUGGGAGUGGUAGGUGGACAUAUCUAUAUAUCAAUAAGGACUAACCGUCUUUUUUGUACAUAGGAGAUUGAUAAUACUUUAUUUGUUUUAACCCCACAGUGUUUUACUCCACUUUCAAAAAGAUCAAUUUGGCACUUUUUUUUCAUUUUUUUAAUGGAAAUAAGAUUUGAUCUCUCAUUUUAGGUUAAAUGAUAACUAGAAAGAUUAAACUAGACAGAUAGUUUAGGUGGAGUGUAUUUUUAAAACUCAGAACAUGUAUAUUGGUCCUGUGUUACCAAGUUUAUAUGUGACAGUUGAAAAAAAAAUUCCCUUGAAAUGAUCAUGAGGUUAAAAUUUUCUUCAUUAGGGGACUUGGAGAACCAGUAGUCAUAAGAUUAGUUGAUAGUUUCACUCCCAAGCAAUGAAUUGCUUCUGUGUGUUUCCCUGUAGGACUCAAUAGUAAAUCCUGUCUGUCUUACACAUUUAUAAGGACCCUGCAAGACGAUGACAAAGGCCUUUGGCCUGUGCUACUAAACAAGAAGCCUAUGAAAAAUUUCUUCUUUAAACUUGUUUUUUCUCUUUCCAAUAAGUUCACAUUUGGAUAAUUUUAAAAAGAAAAGUAAUUACCUUUGUGUUUCCAGAACACUAUAAUUGGGGUGUAUCUUAAUUCAGUUAAAUAUUAUUAGUAGACCUGGAUUUUCCCCCUUGACCCCAUCAGUCUAUAAAGGUUAAACUGCAACUUUUAUGAAAUGGUCUUUAAUAUUUCCACAAUAAUCCUGUGCUAUAUUUGUUUUAAGAAACAAAGUAACUCUAUACACUUCAAGACUUUACAGGAUUUUUUAAAUCCUGUAUUGUUGGAUCAAUUAAUAAAGAUGCAAAAAACUUUAUAGAGAUGUAAAAACAAAACUAUAAUGGAUCUCCUAUUUUUCUUUAAAUUAAAAAAAAAAGGUAAAUGAACUAUUCUCCUUGUAAAGCUAAAUUCCCCAUUCUGUCUAAUAAAGGAAGACUGAAAAAAGGUUUUAAAGAACAUAAAUGGAAAGAUGCAAAUGCUUUGAAGGAAUAAACGAAACGUUAAAACAGGGUCAAUCCAUUUGAAGAAAAAGUUGGACAAAAUAAUCAGCAUUGCUCCCUCUUUUAUUUAAUAUUUGGGUACUGAAUAUAUCCACAUGGAAGUAGAAGGUAAGGAGCUUAGGAAAAUACUAGAAUCUACUCUGCUUACAUUCUUGUUUAAGUGUUUACACAGUUUGGUUCAAUUAUAAACAUUUGGCCUUUUACUAUGUUAUUUUUAUUUUGUAUGAAUACACUAUCCUCCUUAUUUAUUUUUGUUACAUUUAUUACUUAUGUUAUUUUGUUAUGCAUUUACAACUCCAUUUUUAAAUAAAGUGUUUCUGUAACUUUAUACAAUGAUUGUAUAUUUUAUUUCUUUUACCAUCUUGCUUGCUAAUACUUCAUCAACUUAUCAAAUGAUUAUAAACCAUUUCCCAAGGCUUAGCAAAAGAAAGAAUCCUCCAGUUCUAUUAAUAUGUGGUUACUGUGAAAUCUCUUAUUAGUUUGACUAUUUAAAGAAAAAAAUUUUCUUAGCAGAUUCUGAUCAAUAUAAUUCACUUAGCUUCAUGUCCUAAAGUAAU
Molecule: messenger RNA, 5348 nt
Organism: Gorilla gorilla gorilla (western lowland gorilla)
Lineage: Eukaryota; Metazoa; Chordata; Mammalia; Primates; Hominidae
Product: centrosomal protein of 170 kDa-like
Cellular component (GO): centriole
Source: RefSeq, a predicted model, not a curated record